CUGACACAGAGUAUAUAUAUAUCCGAAUAUAGGGUUUCCCUCAGAUCAUCAAAUCCCAUCCUGUUUGCGUUGGCUGACUGGCAGUGAUCUCAAUCAGCUCGCAGAUAGCAGCGCUCCUUUCAGCGCCACAGCGCGGGCAGCUGAGUCGCUGUGUGUGGGAGGGACUACUCGGGGAGAGCUCCCUUCAGUGCAGCCUGCCGCCACAGCACCGAGCAGCGACAGAAUACAUUCAAAGCUUACUCCCUGAUAAGGCUUUUUUUUUUUUUUUUUUUUUACUGACCCCGUUGCGUGGUCUCCCCCUCUGCAUAGAAGAAGAAGAAGAAGAAGAAGAAGAAGGAGUCGGAGGAGAUGGUGAAGUAGCGCGGGAUGCUGUGCGGUGAAAACGUCGUGGGAGGAAGGCUCAGACUGAACCAGCGGGUGGCGAAAGGCGAAUGGCUUCUCCGGAGCUGCUCCCCGCAGAUAUCCCCGAUGUCCUUGACCGGGUUUCGUCCGCGCCGAAUUCCCGCAAGUCGGGUGGAUCAACAGGAGGAGGAGCGCUCCCUGGGGAAGGCGGUUGUAACCCGGUCCGCAUCUGCCAUGGUCGGAGUCUUUCAGCACCAAGGACGGCGCCGCGCAGGGCGGGCGCGGAGGUUAAACUCGGUCACCUCGGCGAGGAGAAAGUCAGAGUUUGUUGCGAUGAGGAAUUAGAGACAUCUUUCACUUAUAUUGACGAGAAUGUCAAUUUACGAAUGGCCAGCCCCGAGACUAGUUGCAAAAGUACUCACAGACCCGUGCGUAAUGGCGAGCCUUGCUCCGAGACUUUACCGGAGUUUUCCUUCAUGUCCGAGGACGAUCUGUCCUUCGGAGAGGGCUCUGGGAAUUCUAUAGACUACGGGUUUAUCAGUGCAGUCACGUUCCUGGUGACUGGGAUCUCCUUGGUGAUCAUCUCGUACGCUGUUCCCCGGGAUGUGGCCGUGGACCGUGACAGCGUGUCGGCAAGGGAGAUGGAGAGACUGGAAAUGGAGAGCGCCCGGAUAGGCGCACACCUGGAUAGAUGCGUCAUAGCGGGACUCUGCCUGCUCACGCUGGGCGGCGUGGUGCUCUCCACGCUGCUGAUGAUCUCCAUGUGGAAGGGGGAGAUGUACAGGAGAAAAGUCGUCGCUUAUUCCAAGCGCUCGGCCAAACUUUACGGCUCAAUCAGCCUGAAAACUAGAUCCAGCCCCAGCCAUUCGUCUGUGCACUUGUCCCUAGAGGAGGGAAUGGAGGAAACUCUGACUUAAGCCGCUGUUCUGCAAAUAAAAAUGUGUUUAGCUGCCGAUUAAUUCCAUUGUCACAGAUUCUGUAACAUAUUAGCUGGGAAGUGCAUUCACACAUUCAAAGCCUGCAACGAUUUUGGCUUAGAGUAUAUUGUGGAAAUGGAUCAAGUCUUGUAUUAUAUUUCCACACAAUGGACUUGAGAGGCACUCAGUGUAGAGUGAGCCAUCACCAGAGAAAAACAUUGCGUGGUAUUAAAUAGUCAUCAAAUGAUUUUAGAUCACCACACCAUGAACAUGAGCCCAGACAGUGUUGAGAGCUUUGUGUCACAAACACGAUCACAUUUUUUUUUUUUUUUCAGCCAAAAUGCAACGUCUGAGAGCUUCCAUUUAUUAUUAAGGCUAUUCAUAUUUAAUGGGAAUGUUUCCAAGAGCAAAAUUGCACACUGACACAUUUCAGGAAGGAGAGUAAAGUGCGUGUCCCCGGGGCAAGAGAGUGGGAGUAAGUAGGGAUGCAAAGCUGUCCCUGUUUGUGAUGAGAGAGAAUCAGCUCAGUGGUCCACAUGGUAAUAUCCAGUGACAGUCCCUCUCUGGUGCAGUGCUGA
Mugil cephalus (flathead mullet) is the source of this 1837-nucleotide messenger RNA. RefSeq names its product transmembrane protein 74. The transcript is spliced from 2 exons. The record is from RefSeq and is a predicted model, not a curated record. Lineage: Eukaryota; Metazoa; Chordata; Actinopteri; Mugiliformes; Mugilidae. The coding region runs from base 432 to 1259 and encodes 275 amino acids.